Molecule: messenger RNA, 2904 nt
Organism: Spirodela intermedia
Lineage: Eukaryota; Viridiplantae; Streptophyta; Magnoliopsida; Alismatales; Araceae
Source: the annotation of a GenBank genome assembly
AUGCUGACGGUAGAUGUGGGUCCACCUGUGAUGGCGUUCCUGAAGUUCUUCUGGGACAUAAUAUCCCAGGAGGCUGGAUUUCUCCACAAUUUUGAAAAGAUUUUAGAGACUUUAGAGAGGAAGAGGGAUGAACUGGUCAUCCGGGCAAACAGUGUGAUUAGAGAGGUCCAUAGAGCUGAAUUGGAAGGCAAGAUCCCCACCUAUGAAACAGUGGAAUGGAUGAGACAGGUGGAUGAAGUUAAGAAAGAAGUGAGCGAUGCAGAGAAACAGAUCAUGGCAAUAGAGAAGCUCGCCAAAGCAUGCUUCCCAGGCUGCAGGGCACGUCGCAGACUUGGCAGAAGAGCUCUAAGGCUCAUGCAGCAGGUGGCGGAACUCAUCCAGAGAAGCCCUUUUGCUGGUGGGCUGACUGUUGAUCAACUGCCAGUCAUUGGGCAUAUCUUACCAGCGAUGACAUUAGUGGGUGAAACCACAGCAAAGACGACAUUAGAGAACCUCUGUAAGCUGAUCACAGACAGGAACGUUGGCAAGAUUGGCGUUCAUGGAAUGGGAGGAGUCGGAAAGACGGCCAUCGCCAAGCACAUCAACAACCGCCUGGUCGAGUCUGAGCUCUUCGGCAGCAUCAUAUGGGUCUCUGUGUCGAAGCCUUUCAGCUUGGCUAGCUUGCAGGCUGAUAUUGCCCGAGCCAUUGGGUUGGACCUGUCCCAGGAGCCCAGCGAGGUCAGAAGGUCCACCAAGCUCUUUGAACAUUUGAACAGGAGGAAGAAGUUCGUGCUCAUCCUGGAUGACAUGUGGGGGGCUUUCUCUCUGGAUCUGAUCGGGAUUCCUCAGCCGAAUGCCGAGAACGGCUGCAAGAUUCUGCUGACCACCCGCUCGGUGCAGGUCUGUCGGGAGAUGGAGACGAGCAACAAUAUCAAGGUCGAUCUGCUCUCAGAGGAUGAGGCAUGGGAGCUGUUCAAGGAAAAAAUUGGUGGAGAUGCAGCGCUCUCCCCGGAUAUACAGCCCACUGCCAAGCUGGUUGCCAAGAAAUGCGGGCGCCUUCCUCUGGCGAUCAUCACCGUCGGAAGAGCUCUCAGGCAGGUGGAUGAUGUGAGAAUUUGGAGGCACACUCUGGCCGAGCUGGGGUACUCCAACAGUGAGGUAAGAUCCAUGAAGAAGGAGGUCUUCACGCCUCUUAGAUUCAGCUACGACCAUCUCAAAGACAAACUUACCCAAGAUUGCUUCUUGUGUUGCGCGUUGUUUCCCGAGGAUCACAAGAUCCCCACUGAUCAUCUGAUCGAGUACUGGAUGGGGGAGGGACUAAUCGGUGAAAAUGGGGACCGGCAGGCUGAGAUUGACGAGGGGUACGCCUUGUUGAACGAGCUGAAGGACGCUUACAUGCUGGAGGGCAUGACCGGCGCUCUGGGUCAAGAAUGUGUCUGGAUGCACGACUUGAUCCGAGAUAUGGCAAUUCAUAUAAUGAGGGAGCGUGGCUCCUUCAUGCCCAGAGCAGGGGUCAGACUGAAACAUUCGCCCAAGGAGGAGUGGCUCGAGGAGUAUGAGAGGGUCUCGUUGAUGGAGAACAAGAUCGAGGUUUUAUCAUCCAGACCCGAUUGCCCAAAGCUCGCCAUGCUCCUGCUCCGAGGGAACCCACUCUCUCAGAUCGAAGAAUGUUCUUUCUUUGCCAGAAUGCGCAGUCUCAGAGUUCUCGACCUCUCCCACACUCUGAUCGACUCCUUGCCGGAGUCGAUCACUGAGCUGGUGAACCUCCGCACUCUGUUUCUGGGCUCCUGCAGGAGGCUGAAGAACGUGCCCUCGCUGGAGACGCUGCAGGAGCUGAGGGUGCUGGACAUUUCUCACACGCCCAUCGAGAAUCUGCCCCCAGGAGCCGAAGGCCUGGUCAAACUGAGGCGCCUAGACCUGUCGCACACAAAGAAUCUGAAGAUGUUCCCUAGAGGGCUGCUGGCCAAGCUCCCCCUUCUUGAAGACCUGUCUACGUACAGGAGCUCGUGGCUCUGGCUGUCUGCGGCGGAGGAGAUGGAAGGAGGAGCUGGAAUAGAAGAGAUCAUCGGCUCGGAGAAGCUGUCUAAUCUCUGUCUAUCUUUCUGGAACUUGGGUACGUUCGCAAGAUACAUAAUCUCUGGUCACUGGAGGAAGCUCAGGAGAUUCAACCUUAUGGUGGGAUGGAAGUCGGCUUUCUUGUACUCGAAAUCCCCGUACUCCGUUGAGAUCGUCAGUGAGGGACUUUUGAGCCAGGGGAGCUCCCUUCUGCUACCCUGCAACACCCUGCGACUUCACAUUGAGAACUGCCAUGACGUGCUCUGUUUGUCCGAGAUAUCUAGCCUGUCAGAAUUGUCUGCGCUGAGGGACUGCUCUGUAUACACCUGUUGGGGGAUCGAAUGCCUGGUGACGGCGAAGGGGAACCCCCUCUCGAGCAUCGAGACGCUGAAUCUCUGGGAUCUGCCGAAUUUGAGCUCGUUAUGCCAGCAGAAUGUCCAAACCAGCACCUUCGCUGGGCUCAGGAUCUUGGAAAUCGGCUCUUGCGAUAAUAUGAAGAGAGUCUUCCCACUUCCUUUGUUGCGGCAUCUUCAAAACCUCGAGCAGCUUCGAGUGGUGAGCAGCGCUUCCGUGGAGAAGAUCAUUGCAGGCGAGGAGGAAGCGGAGGUUGUGGCCCUCCCGAGCUUGAGGAAGCUCGACCUGAUGUAUCUCGCCGAACUGACGAGCAUUUACAGUGGGGAACUCGUAUGUGAUUCGUUGAUCGCCAUCACUGUGGAGAAAUGCCCCAAGCUGAAGAGACUACCGAUCUCCAUCGACCAUGUUCCUCCCAUGCUCGAGGUGAUCAAGGGGGACAGGGAGCUGCUUGAUUCCCUGUGGCAAGAUGACAGCCGUAACAGAGCUUUCUUCCAGAAGUACUGCAGAGAGUGCUGA